AGCGAAGCACUGUUGCGUAUUUCUGGACUGUUGCUUAUUUCUCUUGCAGAGGAAGACCCAUAUACACAACCAAAAAGGCACUAACAUGGGAGAAGAUUUAAGGGAUUAGAAGGAUGGUGAAGGCAUGGUCGUCCAAAAUCCCCCUCUGGGGAGAGAUGAUUGAAAUCUGGCUGUCAUUACAAGAAGCUUCUGUUUGACAAAAACUGCCUGUUAUUUCCUUGCUGAUUUCUUACCCUCACACCGCAGGGAAUCAGUCACCAGUAGCCUGAUUCAGGUAAUUUGCAUUUGCAGAGUGGACCACACCUGAUCGCUGUGGGCCUCCCUGCUAAUGCAAAUUAUCUGAAUCAGGCUGCUGGUGACUCACCCACUCCCCUUUAAAGCAACAUCAGGUUCAAGGCAGUGACUGCUCAGCGUAGAAGCCAUGGCUCGCAGACACUGCUUCUCCUACUGGUUACUGGUCUGCUGGUUGGUGGUAACUGUGGCAGAAGGACAAGAAGAGGUAUUUACCCCUCCUGGAGACUCAGAAAAUAAUGCAGACCAUACCGACUGCCAGGUCUUUACACUCACCCCUCCACCCAUCACGAGGAGUCCAGUAACAAGGGCGCAGCCCAUCACAAAGACACCCAGGUGUCCCUUCCUUUUUUUUCCACGAAGGUUUCCACAAAGGCCCAGAGUCCAUAUUCGGUUUCCAAACAGACCUUUCCUCUCUUCAAGGUGUAACUACCGUUUUCCGUUCCAGCCAUUUUAUUGGCCACACCGUCGCCUUUCUCCCGGUAGAUAUUUCCUCAGAAGAAGACUCCAGAGAGGAAGCUCAUCUGAGGAAAUCUGAGAGAAGAGAAACCUAAACAUACUGAAGCAAAAAAAAAAAAAAAAAAAAAAAAUAAAUGCCAAUCCUUCGGAAAAAGCAACAGAAGAUUUCUGUUUUAUCUUUCCAAACUAAAACUAUCGGAUUUGAAGAUGAAGUCUCCUAAACGCCACUGCCUAGAAACUGUUCUCUUUGUCAGCAGUGAAGAUAUUGGACCACAGGUUAUUGAUGUUUGCAAAAUUGGACAAUAUAUUUUUAUCCUCAACUUCUUAUGGUCAAGAAUAUUUAUGCAAAUAAAAACUUAAAAUGGGUAGCUCCAGUAAUUCCUAUCCAUACUGAGAUGCUGAAAGAAUGCAUCUCCUCCUCUAAACAGCAUUUAAAUAAAUUGAGAUCAUUAUAAAACA
Messenger RNA from Sapajus apella (tufted capuchin), 1209 nucleotides. It is a transcript of the gene ODAPH, whose product is annotated as odontogenesis associated phosphoprotein. The transcript is spliced from 2 exons. Gene Ontology annotation, biological process: positive regulation of enamel mineralization. The record is from RefSeq and is a predicted model, not a curated record. The coding region runs from base 422 to 829 and encodes 135 amino acids. NCBI's taxonomy places the organism in Eukaryota, Metazoa, Chordata, Mammalia, Primates, Cebidae.